Ostrinia furnacalis (Asian corn borer) is the source of this 2259-nucleotide messenger RNA. RefSeq lists its product as uncharacterized. NCBI's taxonomy places the organism in Eukaryota, Metazoa, Arthropoda, Insecta, Lepidoptera, Crambidae. Gene Ontology annotation, biological process: mitotic cytokinesis; regulation of cytokinesis; double-strand break repair via homologous recombination. The coding region runs from base 235 to 2226 and encodes 663 amino acids. Gene Ontology annotation, molecular function: phosphatidylinositol-3-phosphate binding. The record is from RefSeq and is a predicted model, not a curated record. The transcript is spliced from 4 exons. Gene Ontology annotation, cellular component: midbody; lysosomal membrane; centrosome.
AGACAGCUAAUUUGACACAAUCUCAGCUGUGGUGAUUUUGGUCACUCGCUCGCAGUUUUAUUUAUUGAUACAAAGAAUAAAAACAUUGCAUCUUGAAGCGUACCUAUUCUACUCACAUAUGUUAAAUUCGUGAUGACAAUUGACAAAUCUUUAAACUGGACGGAAUCCAGCUAGGAGUUGGUUGGACUUCAGUGUUGCUUUACCUGGCACUGUAGUGUAGGUGCCAAAUACAACAUGAAGGAGGAAGAGUUGCAGUAUAUGUUGCGUCUCCUUGAUGACCCCUCUGAGGAUAUAUACGAGGAGAUCUUAAAAUACUAUGAAGAUACAGAACAAUCUAAAAAACAAGCAGAUCUAUCCAACCAAACAUUAGACUUUCUUAAACUCAGCCUAAAAAGCAACCCUGUGACAACAUCUUCAGUUUUGAACUACAUACAAGAAUUUUCCAAAAAUGAUGGGAACACAGAAAAAAUUCAGGAUAUUUACUUAGAAGUAUUAAAAAAUGAACUUGCAGAGAACAACUGCUCUGAGAAGUUAAUUUGUUUGAUAUCUCUAGUCAGAUGGACACAAAUGUAUUUGAACCAAUUUAUACAGCACAUACUAACACCUUUGUGUGAAGAUUCUUUCAGACAGUAUAGAAAGCAAAUACUGUUAAGCCUCAUACCACAUGAUAGGCCUGAAUUACUAUGGAUUUCUUCUGAUGUUAUGCAAAAGAAUGAACCACAAAGAGAGUUCAAGUUAACACCAGAGUACAUGCUUGAGCUGUGUUAUCAGGACAAGACACAUUGGUUACUGAAAGCUGCUGAAGUGUACAAGCAUCAACUCCAUGACAUGGAAAAUGUUACUUUCAAAAUUAACAAUUUCACCAAACAAAUACUCAUCAUGGUACUCAUUGAUCUCACCAAUAGCGCCGAAACAUAUGAUUUAUCAUCACUUGUCCAUCAGUUGACAAAUAUAUUUUCUAUACUGGACACAUACACCACAGCAGAUGAGCAGUUGCAGUUUUAUUUAACUGAAAUAAAGAGAGAACUAACUGUGAUAAAGUUUUGCUUGGAAAAUAAUUGUAAAAUAAUGACUACAUCUAUAUUUAGUCAAGUUUUGCAGCAGAGCACAUUGACUGUGAUAUCCCAAGUGUGCAGGCUCUCUAAAGUCGACAGAUACAAGGUGUCAAGGCUUCUAAAUACCAACAUUGACUUCAUGUCUGAGCUCAACACUUUGAGUGGCAAAUCUAAUAUAGGGAUUCAGAAUGAAAAUGUAAAUUGGGAUGUCCUCACUUAUAACAGCUACUGUGCAAUAACCAAGAUAAUAGAUGUCGUUCUAAAUUCUUCUGAGGGGGCAGAAGACCCUCAAGAAACAACAUCCAGUUUGGAAGAAAUCAAACGUUUGGUCUUGUCCAUACAACCUUUACAAUAUUGCAUUGAAGUGAUAGAAAAUAUAUUUUCAUGUCUAUUCUUGAGAUAUGAAUAUUUUUCAUGUUAUGAACACACCCAGGAAUACCCGUGCGGUACACACUCUGAGUGUUCUUACUUUUAUUCUAAGAAGCAAAGCAAGAGCCUCAAGAGUCCAAACACGAACAAUGCUGGCUUCAUGUGUAAUGCUUUGACUACACAAAUUGUCCUAAAUACAUUGAAGUUAUGUUUGGAGAAGCUAGAAGCUGAUAACAAAAUUGAUGAGCUGGAUAAUUCUGUCACCACAAGAUUCAGGAACCUUGUGAGGGUUGUCAACCACUCAAUAUGGAAACUGCAGCUGGUAUCAACAUUAUCUCCCGACACAAACCCACUGCAGUUGAAGCUUUGUUUGGACUAUGUAGAGGUUGACGAAAGCAGUGAAGACGACGACCGUGAGUUUGAAUUUAAGACCUUGAGAAAAAAACCAAGGCCAAGAAAGAGGCAUACAAUCUCCAAACAUGAUUCUGAGCAUGUAAUGCUAGCAUCCACAAUAUCAGCUAAUGAUGAUGCAGUACUUUCUACAAAAAGCAGCAGUAUUGACUUCAUCUCCAUAAUGCUGGCGAAACCCAAUUGUUUGGUGGCUUUAGCUCUCUACAACAACGACUUUUCAAAGGCAAAUCAGAUUUUAGAGGUAAGGAUGUUAUUUAUUAACAGUCCAUAUUUAUUAUUCAUUGCAAUAUUCCAUCUUGCUGAUUGCUUGCAUUUUUUAAAUAUUUAUUUUUUCUUAGUUCCCUGUUUUCACUUGCCAAUAUUCACUUGCUAUAUGCCACAUUUCACUUGAAUAAAGAUUUUGACGAUUGCUUUAUAAAGAAAC